Messenger RNA from Oryza sativa Japonica Group (Japanese rice), 724 nucleotides. RefSeq lists its product as uncharacterized. The record is from RefSeq and is a predicted model, not a curated record. Lineage: Eukaryota; Viridiplantae; Streptophyta; Magnoliopsida; Poales; Poaceae.
CGACGACCCGUUCUUCUUCCCCUUCCACCCCGCCAUUGAUUCCUCCUCCUCCUCGCUUCGCUGCUCGAGAGCUCAAUGAUUCGAUUCAGAGGUUGACCAUGGUGUCCACGAUGUACAAGGAGGCGGCCGCCACUUGCGGCGACGGGGAGCACUACUCGCGGCUCAUCCGGGAGCUGUGCGCGCUGCUCGCCGCCAUCAUCUCCCCCUCCUCCUCCUCCUCCACCGCGGCGGCGGCGAGGUCUCCGGGGAUGUCGCCCGCGGCGGCGGCGACGAUGCUGCUCGGCGCGUCGGUGGCGCUGAUGCUGUGCGGGUCGGUGACGUUCGCGAUCGGGCUCCUCCUCAUGCCGUGGGUCGCCGGCGUCGCGCUGCUGUUCGGCCUCUCCGCCGCCGUCUCCACCCUCUCCUCCGGCGUCUUCGGCAAGGCCGCCGCCGCCGCCUCUUCUCCGGUGAGCCACGCUUCUUCGGAUAAUAAGCCUGUAUUAGUGGUAGCUUAGGAGAUUGAUCAUUAGCCUUUAAUUGGUUGGUGAUCCCUUUGUAAAAAGAAAAACGCAUCCUCUUUUUGUUGUUGUUGUCCUCUGAAUUAUUGAGAUGCUCUGCUUCUUUGUUCGUUGCAUGAUGCGUCCAAAAGGAUGAAAAAAAAAGAGAAUUGUUCUUUCAUCCGGAUAGUUUCUCACAAACACGUUCAUGUAUUAAUCACACAACGUUUUGCUUCUUGAUCCGCAAA